Eimeria maxima is the source of this 4926-nucleotide messenger RNA. Its product is annotated as RNA polymerase Rpb1 C-terminal repeat domain-containing protein / exonuclease domain-containing protein, putative. The coding region runs from base 1 to 4926 and encodes 1641 amino acids. Gene Ontology annotation, cellular component: PAN complex; P-body. Lineage: Eukaryota; Apicomplexa; Conoidasida; Eucoccidiorida; Eimeriidae. Gene Ontology annotation, molecular function: nucleic acid binding. The transcript is spliced from 10 exons. The record is from RefSeq and is a predicted model, not a curated record. Gene Ontology annotation, biological process: nuclear-transcribed mRNA poly(A) tail shortening.
AUGAGAAACCCCUCAAUACCUGUUUAUGCUGUCUCCUUAUUUCCUUCCUCGCUGCCUCUUUGCUGCUUCUUGCUGCAACAGCAGCAGCAGCAACAGCAGCCGGUCGCGUUGGCUGUAUCUGCUGAUGGAUGUAUUCUCCAGGCAGAUCUUUCCCGCUUGUCGCUUCUGCCGCCUUACUGCAGCAGCAGUAGCAGUGGCGGCGGCAGCAGCAGCAGUAUCAGCAACGGCUACUCAGAAGCUCUGGCUCAGGGGGCCCUAGAGGCCCUCCCCCUCGUCCCUCUUGAGGGGCCCCUCACCUGUGCUGCAUGCAGCCCCAUGGGGCCCCAUCUUGCACUUUGCGAACUAGGAGGGAGAAUUCAGCUGCUGCAGCAGCAGCAGCAGCCGUAUGAGCAGCAAACGCUGCUUGCUGUCAACACUGCAGCACGGCAAGCUGCUAUAUCUGCUGCCGUACAGAGGCAGCAAGAGCAGCAGCCACAACAGCAGCACCAGCACCGGCACCAUCGCAGGGCCUCCGGUGCUAGCAGCAGCAACAGCAACGACAACAGCAUCAGCAGCAACAGCAGCAGCAGGUCUAGAGAGUAUAGAAGCGGAAACAACUGGGGGCUCCCAACCGGCCCCCUUCCUGGUCUUGACAGCUUCUUGCUGCUGUCUGAUGACCCGGCGGCAACAGCAGCAGCAACAACAGCAGCUGCCCUAGCUGGCCCGGUUACUAUAUCACGCUGCUGCAGCAGGUACCUCCGGCAGCAGCAGCAGCAACAGCAUCAGCAACUAGCUGCCCGCGGCCCUGCAAGGGAGGCUUGUGCCUUAGAGGAACUUGCAGAGGAAUAUUUGCUGCUGCAGUCCCUAGGUAGCAGCAGCAGCAGCAGCAAUCUGGGGGUUGCUUUGCAGCCGUGCUGCUGCAAGUGCAGUACACCUGGCAGCUGCAGCGGGGGACCCCUAGUGAAGGGGGCUCCCUGCUGCUGUGAGCUUUCUUCGGAGAAGUGGGUAUUUCCUCUUAGGACCCUAGCUGAGGAAUUAAAUGAGGGGGCCCUAUGGGAGGGGCCCCGCGCCGCCUCCGACUGGGGGGGCCCCGACGGGAGUACCCAACGUCCCCUUUCUCUUGGGGGCCCCCCAGGAGGAGGGUUGGGGGCCCCUGCAUGCAUCGAUGCUGAUGCGGGCAUCAACAACCCUGAGGAGGCGAUUUGUGGUGCUUUGCUGAAGUACGUGAGGACCCCUGGGGGGCCCUGUUGUGGGUGCAGCUCCAGCGCCAGCAGCGGCAGCAACAGCGGCAGCAGCAGCAGCAGAGGCAGUAGCAGCAGCAGGGGGAGCACCAGCAGGAGGGGUGGUCGUCGAAGUGUGCGCUGCAGCGGUAGCAGUAGCAGCAACUGGGAGGGGGCCCCCUGGAGGGCCCCCAGGGGUGCCCACCGCGAAGAGCCAACAGGGUACUAUGCCAUUGAAGUGCUGCAUAGCGAAGACAUAAGGCCCCCCACACCUCUGCCAUGGUCUUUGUUAGCAUGUAACGGUGCAGCAGCAGCAGCAGGGGGUUCAACUGCUGCUUCUGCUGGUGCUGCUGUACCUUCCGUUUGCUUUGCAGGAGAGACCGUCAGUGGGGCCCCCAAUGGCCUCCUGUACAGCAGCAACGGCCCCUCUCGUGAGUUGUCUCUACGUAAAACUUUUGGCUCCUUAACAGCAAAUGGAGGCCCCAGUCUUACAGAUGGUAUUAUAUUUACUCGUGCUACGCUGCUUGCUGCUUUACAAGAAAGUGCCGUUAACCAGGGCCUUCUACGACCCCUUGGGGGCCCCCAUCGGGGUAGUCGGGCGGGGGGGCGAGGGGCCCCUCACUUGGCUGCUUCAGCGGGAGGGCGCCCUGGGGGCCCCUUCCGGCCGUUGCGCGGGAAAAUGAGGCCCGCAGCAGCAGUAGGAGCAGGAUCAGGUGCUGCUGCUGCAGGGACCCCUGCUGCUGUUAUAGCAGCGGCAGCUGCUGCUGCGGGACCUUCCUUUAAACCUCCGUGGAAAGGGCCCAGUGAUAGCAGCUGCGUUUAUCUGUCUCCUUCUUCUGCUUCUCCUAGUGAGGGAUCUGAUGAAGAUGAAGCUCCUACUAAGGCAGCAAGAGCCCUUCUAAGGGCCUCUAAGCAACAGGGGGGCCCACCUCUUGCCCACGGGGGCCUCCAUCCUGUGUCACCCACAGCAGGGCCUGGGUCAGCACAAUAUGCUCCUCUUGGGGGAGCCCCAGAGGGCCUUCCCCACACUCCUUGCGGGAUCCGAUCCCAGUUCGCCUCCCCAAGCACAGGUGCUUCUGGUUUAUACCCUCCUUAUCUUCAAGGUGGGGGACCCAUGAGCUCCCUUGGGGGGCCCUCGAAGGGCCCCCAAGGGAGCCUUUCUGCUGCUUCUAACACUGAUGCUGAGUGUAGCAGCAGGAGCUGGGGAGGACGCCAGAGGGACAAUCCUAGGGGCCCCGGAGGGGGCCCCUUUUCUUCUAGUGAGGGAGGGGGGGGCCUGGAUUCUUCUGGGGGCCCCUCAUUGCGUGGACCUAUUGCUGUGAGGGUACCAAGUCGUUAUGCUUAUCAUCAAUUAACUGGGGCCCCCUGGAUAUUCAAUGGACCCCUUCAAGAGGAGUUAGCAACUCUUCUUCAGCGAACCAACUUGAGCAUUCGUUUUCUCCUCGAGAGAAUUCACAAAGAACUGCUUCCUGCAGCAGCGGCAGAAGGCGUCCUCUCAGCAGCAGCAGCAGCAUAUUCACCAACAGCAGCAACAACAGCAACACCAGCAGCACUCCCCCAAACACCGCCCCCCGUCUUCUUCCCUGUCCCUUGGGGGGCCUUAUCUGCAGAGACAGAAGCUGAAGAUCUUUCAGGUGUAUCCAAUCAGCCUGUUUCCUCAGAGAACGUGCAGCAGGAGACACCUUGUGUGCAAGUUGAGAGCAGCAGCAGCAACAGCAACAACAACAACAACAGUUGUCAGGAGGAGGCGUCUUCUGCUGUUGAGGUGCUCUUUGGUUUUAAACAAAAAACGACAACCAAAUGUCUUAAAGCAGCGCAUGCUGCAAGCCAAGUUGCUCCUGCAUUCCUCGUUGAUUUGGUGUACCCUCAAGCAAGCAGCAGCAGCAGCAGUAAGCAGCGGGCAGCCGCCGGCAUUUGCGGGGUAGGAGCGGCUCGCAUCAGCAGCACCAGCAGCGGUGUUCACAGCAGCGAUUCCUUCCUCCUUCCUCCUCGUGUCGGCAGCUGCAGCAGCAGCAUCAGCAACAAUGUUGCAGGGCCUUUAGGAGACAGUACUGACAUCGACGUGCAAGAGGAGGAGGCGCCGGGAUUUGUUCGUUAUGAUUUAAUUGCUUCUCUCUUUGCCGUAAUGCCCGUAGAGGGAUCCCCUGGGGCCCCAGGGGGCCCCCAAGGUUUGGGUCUCGGGUCCGCUGGAGGCCCGUUCAGCCUCGCCCAGGGGGGCCCCAGGGUUCGCUCUUUCGCCAAGGCAGCAAACACAGAUAGAAAAGGGAAGACAGGAGCAGCAGAUGAUGCGGGGUGCCACCUCGUGUUGCACGCUCGAGUCCCUGCUGCCUAUCGCACGCGAGAGAUGGAGGAAAAGCAGCAGGAGAGGCGCCGGCAGCAGCAGCAGCAGAGGCAACAGCAACAGCAGCAGCAGCAGCAGCAGCCUCACCAGGAGCAGCAAGAGCAGGAACAACAGGACCAUGCGCAGCAACAGCAACAGCAACAGCAACGGGAUCAGCAGCAGCAGCAGGGCAGCAGCAGCAGCAGCAAGAGUUGCUGGGUCUCAGUAAAUGACUUUGUGCUGUCGUACUGCCGCUCUCGUGCUGUUCUUGAUUUCGUCUCCCCGUGGAAGUUUCCCCUCUUGUUUGCAUUUGCAAGACAAGACACGAACCAAGGAGAUAACCUCAACCUCGACCUGUUCAACCCCGGUUGGACGUUGGAGGCAAAAAUGCCAAACAUGCCGAACAUGGAGUUGGUUGGGGAAGUAGGAGGACGACUUGUUCCAAUACCUCGUGUUGCUAGCGGAGCAAUAUCUGCUGGGGUUUUCCUAUCCGAUGUUAAUCUCUCUCUAAACCCGCAAGCCCCUAGGGAUCCUGUCACCUUCCAGCCACUUACCCCAAGCGAGCUGCUGCUGAUGCAGACAGCUCGCGUGAGAAUAGUAAAGCGGCUAAACGAACAGGAGAGAACCCCAACGGUAUUGAGUCCAAGCGAUCUCGCAGCUGAGGGGUUCCUUGUGGGUAUUGAUGCAGAAUUUGUAGCAGAAGUUACAGAGGCAGCGGAGAUUGAUCAAGAUGGCCACAAACAUGUCCUACAGAGUUCUUCACUAGCCCUGGCCAGGCUGAGUCUGGUGCGGGGCCAGGGGCCUCUGGAGGGGGUUCCUUUCGUUGAUCAUUACGUACAGUUCAGGAAACCGCCUAAAGACUGUUUGACGCGAUUUUCUGGCCUGCGGCUCGAAGAUUUGAGCAUCACUGAGUCUAGCGUGUGGCUGUCAACUCGCAAGGAUCUUCUGCACAAGUUGCGUUUUGUCGGCCACGGGCUUCAGCACGAUUUUCGCGUUAUGAAUUUGUACGUACCUUUGAGCCAAAUGAUUGACACGGUGGAGUUGUUUAGGCUCCCUGGCAAACGGUAUUUGUCUCUCAAGUUUUUAAGUGGGGUUCUGCUGCAAAAGGAAAUACAAGGCGGUACCCACGACUCAAUCGAAGACGCGCAGACUGCCCUUAGGCUGUUCAAGAAAUAUCUGGAGAUAAAAGAAAGCGGGGCUCUCAGCAGCUGCAUUUCGCUCCUCUAUGAAGUGGGAUACAACUCAAACUGGAAUGCGAGUUCUUCCAGCUUCUUCCGGCUUUAUACAACCCCAGCAACAGCAACUCUCAACACGGAUGCAACCCCAACAGCGCAUGCAGCAGUGCAGCCAGGCCUACAACCUGUAGCAGAUGCAGCAGCAGAUGAUGAGCACCGGGGGGAUGCUUGA